Physcomitrium patens is the source of this 1968-nucleotide messenger RNA. Lineage: Eukaryota; Viridiplantae; Streptophyta; Bryopsida; Funariales; Funariaceae. The record is from RefSeq and is a predicted model, not a curated record.
GCGUGCACCUCCAUCCCCCCUCAUUCAUUGCUGACCAUGCUGCUGUGAAAUCGACGUUCAUGUCACCUCCGUGCCGCCUGAAUCAGCUCUAGUUCAGUGCCGGUAUGUGUGACUCUCCGUUGAUGAGGGUUCAUCGCUAAGGCGCUGUUAAGUUGCCCAGGUGGAAUCAGUGCAAAUGUGUAAGGUGGGGGAAGUAUCAUAUGGAAGCAUCUGGCAGGUACUGUGAAACUCGUGACUGUUCAGAGCCCCCAGGAGUGGCAACUAGCUCUGAGCUUCAGAUUUAUGAUCAAGUAUCGAUUCCUGGUUAGUGCAGGUAUUUCAAGUGCAUAUUCCUGCCGAAGACUACUGAAGCUUGAAACGGAGGCCAUAACACUAGAACAGAUUAUCAAUUUGAGGUCAAGGAAGCUCAAGUCUUAGAAGUUGAACAAGCAUCCAUUGCUGAUAUCCAUGGGAUGCUGUAACAGAGGGAUAGCUGCUUGACAUGCCUAGUAUGGCGCUCACGAAGGGCUUUGAAGUUGACUUCGCCAUUGCAGCAGUGAUUGUGUUCAUGGUUUGCACCUGCCACGCCAAGUCUGUGGAUGUUGGAGGAACGGCAGGAUGGGCAAGCUACGAUUCCAGCCAAACUACUGCUCCCAAUUACGAAGCGUGGGCGUCUUCCCAAAAGUUUUACGUCGGCGACAGUUUAGUUUUCAAAUUUGCAGCAGGAGUACACAAUGUGUGGCAAAUGAAAUCCCAAGCCACGUACCAAAAUUGUGACUUCGACGGCGCUACUCUGCUUGACGAGGGGAACUCAGGCUACUAUUCGCAAAUGCAGUGGAAAGCGACGCAGCCAGGCGUGUACUAUUUCUCAUGUGACAAAGGAGCCGAAGGCGUGGGCACACACUGCAACUUCAACCAGAAGCUCGCUAUAAUGGUAUCCAAAUCUGCAAGCGCUCCGACUCCCUUGCCUCCACCUUCACCAUUGCCAUCCACAUCGCCGCCUCCUUCCAUAGCACCGCCACCACAUCCAAACAUCACUGCAUCAUCGCCAUCACAACCGCCGCCACCUUCUUCACGUCCACCUUCGGUGAGCCCUGAACCUCACAGUUUCACGACUCCAGCUCCUGCCACUCCCCCGAAUUCUGUAAUCCCAACCCCAUCUCCUACCCCAUCGUACUCCUCCCCACCUUCUAAAGCUCCAACUCCAUGGCAUCACGCGGCGCCGGUCCCGGUCCCAGCUCCAGUCCCAGUCCCAGUCCCAAUGUCGACACCACCUCCUGCGUCGACAACCACUCCAGCUCCAUCCCCGUCUAUACCUCCAUCUACAUCUCCGAUUUCGACUCCACAAGCUUCGACACCCUCGGAUUCAUCAACUCCAGAUCCUGGACUGCCCGAGGUGCCAGGCGGUGAACCAACAGCUCUUGUCACUCCUCCCCAGAAUGCUGCCGGGGCUUUGCGGCGUGCACAGUUGGGCUGCUCUGUGCUGCUCCAAGCCAUCACACUUCUUUCCGUUCUCUCCAAGUGAUGUGAUGACAACGUUGCAGGUUUGUCGUCUUGCCAUUCAUUCACUGCGAUCCAUUGGGUGGGUGUCGGUAAAGAUUCCACGGCACUAAGGAGCCACUUUUAGGGUUGUAGCUUUCGGACCCAAUGUGUUCUCAGUGCUUGGACACCAUUCAUUGCAUUCGUGAUUGGUGUUUUAGUUUUUGUGGUUUCUUAAUCUUUUAAAUUUUUCUCUUUUGUGUUUCUUCGGUGAAGCCAGAUGCUGCGACUGUGCAGCUUCGAUUUUGAUAGACAGGGUUGUUCUAUAGAAGAAUCUGGCAUCUAGAAAUGCCAGAGUCUGUUGCCUGAGGAAAUUCCUCUGCACUUCUUAAUGCAUUUAUAUAUAUAUAUAUAUAUAUAUAUAAGUUUUCUUAGAAGCAUGUGUUUGUGAAUCAGUUUUUAAGGCAUCAGUGCUAUUAUUUAAGUAAAUAUGAGUUGAUUCUUAAAUUA